AUGGCGUCAUCUCACUCGUCCACAGCUUCAAUAGCAGCUCAAGGUGUCUCGGAGACGCGUGAGCCAACAAAUGCCAUGCCUCAACUGGACGCACUAAUCUCGCACCUUUUAGCGGCCAAGAGGUCUCUAUCCUCUAUCAGUCAUGUCUGGCGUGCCAAUGAGAUAGUCACAGCAGCUCGAUCAGCCUUAGAAGAAAGUGUGGUUGUUUCCUCGCGAACAAGUUUUUUGCGUCGGGGUCUCCACAAUCAGUUACGCUUGCUUCACGAUGUGCGAUCAGAGGUGGAGGAAAUCUCCUUUCGUGGAAGAGAGGAAUUUUCGGAAGCACUGCAAACUCUAGAUGCCGCAGAUGCCCGUCUUCGCACUACUCUGGACCUUCUUCGUGAGACAAUAGUCCAUGCCUCCUUUCGCCCAAAAGAUGAAGAGGCCAAAAGUCUUCAUGAUUUUGUAGAUGAACGCGGGGUGGCAGAAUUACAUGCCUCCCUUAAGAGUUCCAUAGAUCGCACGAACACUGCCCGGGCUGAUCUAGAAACCUCCAACCGCGAGUUUGACGAUGAGCUUCACUCCAUCCGACAGGCACUUCGCCAUUACCGAAGUGCCGCAAAGAUGGCUUCAUCUCGCAUAUCAGCCUCAUCCUCCUCUUCUUCGGCAUCCGAGCCCGAUCUACUCACACUAUUCACGGUUCCAGCGAUGCUUCAAUCAUUGGAAACGCAUGCACAAGAAAUGGCAGAUCUUUUGUCGGCUCUUGUGAGUCACUUUGACCUCUGUGUCACCGCAGUCAAACACACAGAAGGUGGCGGAGCGGCGGCUCGUUCCAUCACUGGGGAUAUGCCUGCUGAAGUUGGGGCCAGUGGUGAAGGCUUGGCCAACAUCGGGGAAGAAAUCAAUGCCAACUUGAACGCUCCGUUGGAUCCAAUGACAGAUCAAGAAUAUGAAGAAAUGAUCAACGUAUUAGUGAAGGACGCGACCGAGGCAGACGACGUGGUUAUGGAAAUUCAGGACCGGAUCACCGACAUGGAGACCAUCUUCGAUCAAGUCAUCAUUCAACGUGAUGCCCUUCUUUCUGUCUCCGAUGCCACCCUCGAGGUUCACCGUCACCUCUCUGCUCUUGCUUCCACUCGUUUACCGCGCUACAUCUCCCAAGCCCAUAACUUCACUCAAGUAUGGAGUGAAGAAAAUGACCGUUUCAGCACGGGCUUGACUGAACUCUCAGACCUGCACUCCUUGUAUGACGGAUUUCUCAACGCAUAUGAUAGUCUGAUCCUGGAAGUUGCUCGCCGAAGCCAUGUCCGCCAUCGCGUGGAGAAGGUCCUUCGUGAUACUCGAAAUAAGUUGACUCAACUAUAUGACGAGGACGUUGCGGCCCGUGAAACAUUUCGCGUGGAACAGGGCGACUUUCUCCCAUCUGAUAUUUGGCCCGGAAUCGGCCGCGCGCCCAUGCAUGUUGAGUUCCAGCGUCUUUCAGGUGGCCACCUCGAAGGAGCGUUGCCGGAAACAGAGGAUCAGGACCAACCUCCAAAAGUUGAACCUAAUCCAGAGGCAGGCGUUACUGCGGAAACUGAAGCGGAGCAUGGAGAAACCAUCCCAAAUCUACCGAAGGAGGUGGUGGAGCAUGCAUAUGCGCGCCUCAAAGCUCGAACCAGAGAAUUUGUCUGA
Messenger RNA from Penicillium angulare, 1653 nucleotides. RefSeq names its product autophagy-related protein 17. The record is from RefSeq and is a predicted model, not a curated record. Gene Ontology annotation, molecular function: molecular adaptor activity; protein kinase activator activity. Gene Ontology annotation, cellular component: Atg1/ULK1 kinase complex; phagophore assembly site. NCBI's taxonomy places the organism in Eukaryota, Fungi, Ascomycota, Eurotiomycetes, Eurotiales, Aspergillaceae. The coding region runs from base 1 to 1653 and encodes 550 amino acids. Gene Ontology annotation, biological process: autophagy of peroxisome; piecemeal microautophagy of the nucleus; autophagy of mitochondrion. The transcript has a single exon.